Fulvia fulva is the source of this 552-nucleotide messenger RNA. RefSeq lists its product as uncharacterized. The record is from RefSeq and is a predicted model, not a curated record. Lineage: Eukaryota; Fungi; Ascomycota; Dothideomycetes; Mycosphaerellales; Mycosphaerellaceae. The coding region runs from base 1 to 552 and encodes 183 amino acids. The transcript is spliced from 2 exons.
AUGCCAUACAGACAUUUACUCGCUCGAGCAACAGACCAACUACCCAUAUUCACUCGAUCGACUUCAACAUCGCAAAAAUGCAAUACACCAUCCUCCUCGUCCACAGCCGCCGCCCUUGUGGCUCCAGCUGUCGCACAGAAUGGUGUGCCAGAUGGCUACUCCUGGGCAGUCUCCGGCUGGAGCGCAGGCACCGCUCGCAGCGGCAGCUCGUACGACUUCAAUGCCACCGGGAUCAAGGAUGGCUAUCUUCCAGGCUUCAAGGCUUACUGCGGUGGCGAUGACGUCGGCUGCUUCAAAGACUGCACGCUCCCCGAGGGCGAGACCAACGAGGGGACCGGUCCGCCCUUCGUCUCUGCUAAGCUGCGCCCAAACCAGCAGGAUCAGAUUGCACAGGUUACGCUUAGCUUGAAGUUCCAGUGUGCUAGCUGUACGGAUCCGGCCACGUACAACUUCACCGGUACGCACGACGCCACUUACAACCAGUUCUCUCCUGACUUGUCAGCGUCGGAGUUUGAGGUUGUGGUGGAUGGUCUUACAGGUGUUGCUAAGUAG